Molecule: messenger RNA, 3425 nt
Organism: Acanthaster planci (crown-of-thorns starfish)
Lineage: Eukaryota; Metazoa; Echinodermata; Asteroidea; Valvatida; Acanthasteridae
Product: neuronal acetylcholine receptor subunit alpha-10-like
Biological process (GO): monoatomic ion transmembrane transport
Cellular component (GO): postsynaptic membrane
Molecular function (GO): acetylcholine-gated monoatomic cation-selective channel activity; transmembrane signaling receptor activity
Source: RefSeq, a predicted model, not a curated record
CUACCCAGCACGGUUCUCAUUACCAAGUGACGAAAGGAGCAGGGUAGCGCGCCUUCUCUCUCCCUCGCUUAACAUUAUUGACCUCUCUGCGGCACAAAGGCGAUCGAUGCCGGGCCGUGAAAGCCACUUAUGCCCCGGCCAAGGUGUUCAGAGCUGAGUCGGUAAAAGAUGCCAUCCGUUACGUAAGGAAGACCCUCCACCGAUACAUCAAUGGCAUUCUCUCCGCAAUCUCCGACCGGGGCUGGCAGCGGAGAGGAAGACACACACAUCCAGUUAAAGCAAUCAGUGCUUAAAAUCUAAGUGCCCGUCUGGGCGGUGCUGUAAUGACUAUCGAGCGUUCGCAUCUGUCGAGGCAUUUCUUCAGGAGAGCUUGGCACUAGACCGUCCGUUCCCAUUCAUUUCCGCUACGGAGCAUCUCGCACCACGCGAGGUCCAGCGCAUCGCCCGUGAUAACCCACCUUUCCUCGGCCCCAGAAGAGGAAAGAAGCCACGCCAACCAGUGAAACAAAACCAGGAACUAGAAAUUUAGACCAAAGACCGGUUGUUUUGUAGGCCGGGAUUGCAGAUCAGCGAGCCCGGUUCGACCAGAAUCAUGGGGCGAAUGACGAGACUUGCCCCCUUCACCCUUGCCGCACUGUUCCUGGCAGCAACAACAUGCAUCCACGGGCAGUCUAUGGAGCCUCAGGAGUACGAGCUGGUAACCCACCUGCUGCAGGAUUACUUCCCGCUGGUCCGGCCCGUGGCCAACCAUCGUGACGUCAUCGACGUCUUCAUGGACAUGACUUUGGUAGAAAUUGUCAAUAUGGACGAGGAAAACCAGAUCAUGGUGACCAGCGUGAGGAUGUAUCAACAAUGGAGAGAUGUGAACCUUCAGUGGGACCCCAAGAACUUUUACAAUAUCACCCAGAUCACUCUUCCGUCUACAGCUAUCUGGAAACCCGACAUCGUUUUAUAUAAUAACGCCAACGACAACCUUGAGGGCGGUAUCCGACAGACACGCGCCCUGGUCGAUUCCGACGGUACGGUCACGUGGAAGACACUGGCCAUUCUCAUGAGCGCCUGCGAGAUGAACCCGCUCUUCUUCCCCUUCGACAUCCAGAACUGCUCGCUCAAGUUCGGCUCCUGGACCUUUCACGGGGAUCAGAUCAACCUGCAGCUGAAUGUCACAUCGGCUGACACCUCAAUGUUCCAAGUCAAUGGAGAAUGGGACUUGAUCGGAAUGCCUGCCACCCGCGAGGUCAGCUACUACCCGUGCUGUCCCGAGCACGCCUACCCGAUCGUCACCUUCUACGUGCUACUGGAACGCCGCUCCCUGUUCUACAUGGUCAACCUGGUGCUGCCCUGCGUGCUGAUCGCCUCCAUUGUGCUGUUGGGCUUUUUCCUGCCGUCCGACGCGGGCGAGAAGAUCACGCUGACCAUCACCAUCCUGCUGGCGUUGACAGUGUUCUUGCUGCUGGUGUCCGAGACUAUCCCGCCGACGUCCGAGGUCAUUCCCCUGAUCGGGCAAUUCUACGCCUCUAUCAUCGUGUUGGUCGGCAUAUGUGCUGCCCUCACUGUUAUUGUUUUAAGCAUCCAUCAUCGGGGGGAUAGCACGCACGUCCCCCGCUGGGUCCACACUCUCUUCCUGGUCAAGCUGGCCACCUUGCUCCGAGUCCGCAACCAGAUCUCACAAUCGUCCAUGGAGUUGGAACUGCACGGGCCGUCCGAGGCGGACGUGAGUAGUGUGUCGCCGCGAGGGGGCGUCCUCAACCCGAUCUUUGAAGGGGACGACGGCAUCGAGGAGCAACACCAGCAGCAGGACGACGGUGCCGAGCGUAGACGGAGCCUCGCGGAGAAAGAAGGAUCGGCGAUGGAGCGACAGCUCUCCACGGGGGGAGACAGCAGUAUCAUCGAGCAAUACAUCACGUCCAUUUCCAAGAACGUUUCGUAUUUUGUGCGGCAAGGGCGCGAAGAGGACAAGAGCCAGAAGAUUGCCACAGAGUGGCAGGAGGUCGCCAUGGUGCUGGAUCGGCUAUUCAUGGUCGUCUUCACGUUUCUCAUCGCGUUGGUGGCUCUGUCCACACUGCUUGCUGCUGCUUUGCGGGUUCCUCUAUUGUAGCGGGAAAAGGUCUUCCUUCACCCCAUAAACUUGUCUUUCUUCAUGGUGCCCUUUUCAUUUUGAGACAAUUUGCAGAACGUAAUAGUAAUUGCACGCUGACAAAAACAGAGAAGUUUAUUUCAAUAUGUAGCCGUUAUCCGGAGGUCCUACACUAUCAGACGAGAUGUCAUACUACGACUCAAAGCAGGCUCGCGCUGCCCCGUCUCAGCUCAUUCUCAUUUGCUGACGCAACUGACGAAAAAUUCCCGCCUUUUUUCCAGACGCUGUCAAUCUGUAUUUGAUAAAUACUUCUCGUUAACAUUAUACACUGACUUAACCCGUCCUGGUUUGGCAGUACGUUCCUUUUUUCAGUGGCAGGUACAUGUAUACAUGUUAAGUACUGUACUAUGCUUGACGUUGAUGUAGUCUUUUUCAUACACUUGUUAGCAGUUGACUGCAUUUGUGAGUGUCGAAUCAUUUUCGUUUGAUUGAUUGUUAGAUGUAGGGGCAGGUCCUCGCUCAUUGGCUUUUCCCGUAAUUAAAAAUUAAUAUGAGCAGUACUGAAUAACGAUAAUUUAAUGAUAUUUUAAUCACAGUUAGCUUACCAUUAUGUUACAGGAUAUUAACCCAAAUAAUAUUAGUUAUUGUUCAAAAUACAGAAACACUGCUCGCAUGAGAGAAAACAGCUCCCGUUGAGCUGGUAACGGCUGACUACUUUUAAUAACAAACUAAUGUGAAGGUAGAACCGUGCAAGGUCAGCAUUCCUGCGCUCGCUGGAGGGCCACCGCAAAAUCUACCCGACGGUGCUCAAUCGAGGUAAUCGUCAUCACGCGCUCGGAGACGAUGGGUGCAAGCGAACGCCACUUAUAGAAAAGGUGCAGUUGGAUAGCUGCAGAUCAAGGUGGUGGGAGAUCCAACGAAAAUAUUCUCAGGAGACACAACGUGACGUUGCAGGUGUAAGAACGAUGUCACAGACGCACCAGAAAUGGAUCAAUUUCUGCUUGUAAAUGAACUUGACGAAAAUUGAUGGGGGAGGGGGUUAAAAGUUGAACCACUGUGAUACACUUAAACACUGUCUUCAGAUUGUAAGAGCAUGGAAAUUUGCCUAUACAACUAAACAGUCUUCAAAGAUGUACGUUGCAUCCGUUUUAAAGUGUUUAGCUAUACAUCAUAGAUCAAUUAUUUAAAUAUUUAUUAUGUAAAAAAUUACUCAAGUGUAUAAAAAUAUGUGUUUUCUGUAUGUUCGUUUGUUUGUUUUACGUGAACGUUGUUGACUGUCAUUCUGUUUUAUCGAACCUAUAUCUUUUUAUUGUAUCAAUGUAAAGAAAAAUUAUCUAACUGUUGUUAU